AUGCCUCUGGGGUCGAUCGAGUUGCAAGUUACCGUAGGAAGUCCCCCGGCGCAGAAGAUGAUUCUAGUGAAGUUCCUCAUCGUUGAUCAACCAUUAGCUUACAACGCUAUUUUCGGAAGGACAGCGCAAGCUGAGUUGAAGGUGGUAACAUCGAUACCCCACCUUAGCAUGAAAUUUCCAACGGAGAAUGGAGUAGGAGUGGUCCGAGGAGAACAAAAGGCAGCUCGCAAGUGGAGUCCGACUGGGGACCUAGAAGAUGUGGUGAUCGGACCCCAAAAUCGAAAGCUUCGGGUUAGUGCACAGCUUCCGACAACAGAAAAGAAGAAGUUGGUAGAGUAUCUGUGGGAUCACAUUGAUGUCUUCGCUUGGGAGCACAAUGAGAUGCCCGGAAUAGACCCCUCAGUUAUCGAACACCAGUUAAACGUUGAUCGGAAUUGCAGGCCAGUGAAGCAGCGGAAGAGAACUUUCGCCCCUGAGCGCAAUCAAGCGAUUGCUGACAAGGUACGAAAAUUACUUAAAGCUGGAUUUAUUCGGGAAGUUGACUACCCGGAAUGA
This is a messenger RNA of Alnus glutinosa, 555 nucleotides long. RefSeq lists its product as uncharacterized. The record is from RefSeq and is a predicted model, not a curated record. The coding region runs from base 1 to 555 and encodes 184 amino acids. NCBI's taxonomy places the organism in Eukaryota, Viridiplantae, Streptophyta, Magnoliopsida, Fagales, Betulaceae. The transcript is spliced from 2 exons.